This is a messenger RNA of Bactrocera oleae (olive fruit fly), 3965 nucleotides long. NCBI's taxonomy places the organism in Eukaryota, Metazoa, Arthropoda, Insecta, Diptera, Tephritidae. The record is from RefSeq and is a predicted model, not a curated record.
UGUAAAUAUACAAGUAAGUACAUACAUGCCAGAAUAAUGAAGAAAUAUUUUAUUAAAUGCAAAUACAUCUGUUUUCUGAAUUUAAGGUUGUUUUUAGGCUCGUAUUAUACAUAGAUGGAAAUGAGUUUUACAAGAUCUGUGUUUAAGUUUUUUAUAGAUUUUCAGCAGAAAAAAAACGAUCAUAUGAUUUCCAUAGCUUAUUUCCACAGUAAUUUGGUCUUGCUUUCGGUAGUUUUGGUGGGCUAUUUAAAAGCCACAGGUUUGAUUUUAUUCUCAUUUCUAUAAAUAAGCCUUUUUAAUAUUGAAAUUUGCGAAGUAAUCAUAAAUUGUCUGUAUAUAAUAUGCCAAUUUCGAUUUGGUCUUUACAGGAGGUCUCUCUCUUUCUCGGUUUACUUAAAGCUCUAAAAUGAUUUAGAGUUCAUUAGCUUUCCUUGCAGCCCAAGACUGACAUUGCUUUCGAGUUUAAGACGUACUAUAAGAUAAAUGAAAUCAACGACUUCCAAAAUAGGAUAUUCAUGAACCAGACAAGAUAGAGUGAACGGAACUAAUAGAGUGGGGGUCCGCCAAUAAUAUCAUGAUUCGUAUAUUAUAUAGCGAAAGAAAUGAAUUGAACAAGCACCGACUGACGUAAUAGAGAUGAGGUUUUUAUAUACUAUCUUAUACAUAUAAUACAUAAGUGACUACUAACUUAUUAUAACUUCAACUUGUAUGUUUGCAAUGAUCUUUGUAACACUUAAAAGGAGACGUCGGAGACCCUUUUUAGUAUAUAUACAAAUAAUCAGCGUGACGAGCUCAGCCGACUUAACCAUGUUCGCAAGUCCGUCUAUCUGGAUAUACGCGAACUAUAGCUGCCCUACAAACUGAACGAUUAAACUCAAGCCCUUGUACGGAAAACGGUUUUAUUCAUAAAAAAAAAAAAAAAUUACAAAUCGGGCAGUCUAUAACAUAUACAACUGACCAAUCAAACUCAAUUCCUUGUAUGCAAAUUUGGUAUAUAUUUAUAGCCAUCGCUAUAAUAUCCGAACAUAUUGUUCAGAUCGGCCCAAUAUUGCUUAUAGCUGCCAUUCGAACUGACUUAUCAAAAUCAAAUGAAGAUCUUUUAUACUUUUUUAUGCUACAAAAAUGCACCUGUGAAGGGUAUAAUAGCUUCGGUGAAGCCGAAAUUAAGGGUUUUUCUUGUUUUCAUUUAUAAGGCCAUGAACUAUAAUAUAUAUUUUUUAUAUUUUGCUUAAAUAAAACUGUAUAUAAAAUAUAUGUAACACUAAUAAACAUAACUAUCUAAACUAAAUAACUGUAUAUAAAAUUCAAUAUUUCCUUCUUAAAUUAAAGCGUAAAACACAUUCACAAUAAUUUGGCAAUUUAACCAUACGCUCUACCAACACACCAUUCACCAAUACUAUCAAGCUUCUAUAGACAUAGUGUUGUUUGCAUUUGGAUGAGACGCCAAUGGGCAUUAGAUCCUCAUAUUUACAGGAACUGCCCUCAUUUUCGCACUGCUCCACCAACACGCCCUGUCUAUGGCGUUCAUGCUGCACUACCAACACCCAUUUGGACUCUUUUGUUUCAACACUUUUCGGAUAAAUGAUGCGCGAUUUGCUAUUGCAAAAGUUCUCCUCCGCCUCCUCGUUCAUGCGAUUUGUCACAUUGAAGGGUUGCAUGAAAUCGUCUUUGAAAUAUGAACUGAAUUGCUCAAACUGCUGCGGAUCGAUCUUGUCUAGCUGUGAGGAUUCCAAAUAAUUUGGCACAUCAGUGCAGUAUGACUGCCCAGCAGUGCGUUCUGCGCAGAUAAUAUUCUCGCCGUUGUCAUCUUUGCCAACAACCUCAUUGGGAUGGGCGCCUGAGGGUAGCGUACUGAAUACCAUCAUACCGGGACCGACUUUGAAGAUACUAUCCAAUUUACUAAGCACAUCGUUAGCCCCAUUCGGAUCAGCGUGCGAUUGUGGUCUGCUAUUGGUUUUUUGCACUCUCAACAAUAACGAAAACGCCGUUAAUGUUAAUAAAAAUGUUAGUUUCAUUGCCUUCAUUGAUUUUUGGAAUUUAGAUGUUGAAUAUCACUUUUAUUUUAAUACGAUGUGUCUUCGCCGCUGAAAAUUUUGUUGACUACUGAACACUAAAAUAAAAUUUCCAGCACAAUAUAUAUACACAAGGCCGAGUAAGGUGUACAUGACUGAAAACUUCGAGUUUAUAUGUGCAGUACCUGUACAGUUUCUCUUUGUGCCUUAACCUUUCCGAAACACAUCUUAAGGUAAUUUCCAUUGGGUUUUCCCAAAUUAUGGGUUACUUUAGGAGUGCGACGACAGCUGAUGCACUGCGUUGUGUUCUCCCCUCUCCAAAAAAAAAACCUGAAAAUAUUGUCAUUUCUGACCUUAACUGCAUAUGGAUUUAGUGUUUGCAUGACCGUAUAUACAGUCAUUUGUUAUGGGAAAAAACAAGUACGGCAAGAUAAAUUUCGGUUUAAAAUAAAAUUUUAAAUAUGCCACAAAAUUCAGAUAAGCUUCACAAAUAUUAUUUCAUCACCUGCAAAACAUAAAUCACCUGCAAUUAUGGGAAUUGUCUUUAGAAUGCCAUUACUAAAUAGAAAACCUAAAGUUUCCGAUUUUCAUAAAUUUAAUGUAUACAAUCUGAAAUUGAAAAUAAAAAUCCAUACUUCCCUUUAUACCUUUCAUACAGCAUAGCAAUGAAAUGCUUCCGAAAUAUUCGCACGAACCUUUUUAUUCGUUUUACAACAAAACAAUUAAAUCCUUUUUUAACUCCACCGGAAUUUCCUAAUCUGCUUCGGAAAUAAUCGCGCGAACUUUUUUACCUGACUGCACGGGAAUUUCCUAUUCUGCUUACUAAAAAAUCGCGGAAACUUUUCUCGCUGCAGUCGCGAUAACAGCAGAUUUUUCUCCUCAGAGCGAGCUAUAUAUUGAGCUAAAAAUGGGCUCGAGGCAUCAGUCAUUAACACUGAAGUGAAAGCGAAUAGACAGUUUAAGUUUUUUUUACUCAAAAAAGUAAGCCAGAGAAUUUCACAUUUAGAGCAUUUCUAUAUUAAAACAAAUAAGAUGUCUGUAAAGUUGUCGUUAUUGCUCACAAUGGUUGCAUUUUUCUUGAUGCUUCGAAAAACCAAUGGCAGACCACUGCCUAAAGCCGAUGCACCCAAAGAUGUGAUCAAUAAACUGCAGAGUAUCUUUAAAGUUGGCGAAGGUAUUAUGGUAUACAACACAGGAAUAGCAAGAGAAGAACUUGAGGAUGACGAAAUUGUUUGCGCCGAACGUAGAGCUGGAAAGUCAUAUUGUAAAGAGGUUGAAAAUUAUAUGGAGGCUACACGUCUAGACAAAAUCGACCCAGAACAAUUUGCUAAAUUCAAGGAAUAUUUCAAAGACGAUUUGGAACCAGCACAAAUGGUGGCAACCCGCAUGGAUUUUGGAAAGUUGCCAUGUAAUAGUAGAACAAAUAUUAUAUAUCCAAAGGGCGCUGAGUCAGAGGAUUCGAAAUGGUUGUUGAUAGUGCAACAUGGACAACACAAGCAAGGUAUUUUGGUAGAGGAGUGCGAAAAUGAGGGCCGACCAUGCGAAGAGAAUAGUACCUUGCCGCUGAAGGAUAUUCCAAAAUGUAAACAAAGUUUCACCUAUCGUAAAUUGGUUGUGUUGGUGAAUGGCGUGAUGAAGGAGGAAAUGGUGAAAUUGCCAAGUACCUGCAAAUGUAGAAUGUGCUCCACAUAAAGAUAUAUACCUAGAAUAUAAGUAAUAAUAUUUAAUUUAAAAUAGUAAUAAAAAUAGACAUUUUAAUUAAAAUGUAUUAAUGUUAAAAUUUUAGCUUGCAUUACGAUAUUAUUAUUUAGAACUUGCAAGAAGAGAUAUAAGAUAUUAAAAAAUUAGUUAGUGUAUUGAAACGCAUGGUGUUUCAAUAUUGCUUUAAGUAUGGGAAUGUAUGAGAACUGAAUUAAAUUCUUUAGAAAGGACAAUAAUCAAAGCGAAAAUUUA